AUGGUCAAGUCUAAGAAAUCUCUCGCCGAGCAGCUCGCCGAGAUGUCCACAACCACACCAAAGGAUUACGAUCCCGAGGAUAUGGGUGGCGAUUCCCUCCAGAGCAAGCACAAUGCCGACAGCGAUAUGGGAAGCGACGAUGACGGUGACAACGAGAACGCUGGCCGUGAGCACUACGUCGACGUCGGAAAGAGUCAGCUGAGAAACAAGCAGUUCCUCAUGGACGAUCCAAAGUACAAGGGAAAGAGGAGCAGCAGGAAAGCCGCCCUUGGAUUCGAAAGUGACGAGGAUGAGGAGGAAGACGACGAGGAGGAGAUGGAAUUUGAUGAGAAUGAGGACGAGGAGGAUCAGGAUGAGGAAAUGGUCUCUGACAGCGACGAUCUCGAUGAUGGUGAGGAUCUUAUGGGCCACAUUGACGGUGAUGGAAGCGACGACGAGAACGAGAACGAUGAUGACGAGGAGGACGAGGAUAGCGAGGAGAACAGCCAGGACGAGGACGAAGAUAGUGAUGAUGGCGAGGAUGAGGAGGACGGCUAUGGUGAUCUUACCGCGUCUGGAAUCACUGAGACCUCCCAGGAGAUGCAGGAGGAGCUUCAAAAGAUUCAGAAGGAGGAAUCCGAGUUGCUCAAGAGCAUGACCAAGAGCGUCACCGAUGAUGUCGAGAAGGGAAUCCACGUCAAGGCACAAAUGACGCUUUGGGAGACUCUGCUGGAUACUCGCAUUCGCCUUCAAAAGUCCGUGUCCUUGAUCAACACUUUCCCCCAGCCAUCGACCUACGACGAGUUCUUGACUAACGAUUCGGCCGAACCCAUGGAGGAGGCAAAGCACAACUUGCGCUCGUUCAUCGACACUCUGAUCACUGUCCGCACAGAUUUGCUCCGCAACAUUCCCGAAGUCAAGGUGCAAAAGUCCAACAAGCGCCACAUGAGCGACCUUGAAGAUGAGGAGGCACGGAAUCUGGAUGAUGAUGCAUGGCAGACGAAGGCAUGGAAGGAUAUCGAGGGUCUGGAUGAGGGCUGGAGAUCGUACCGCAACAACACUCUCGAGAAAUGGGGCAACAAGGUCCAAAUCGCCAGCGGCAUCCCCCUCAACAAGAAGUUCAAGGCCAUGAACCAGGGUAUUAUGACUCAAAUUUCACAGACGAUGGCUGACAAGGAGCGCCUGUUGAAGAGAACUCAGUUGAAGCGUUCGGAAUAUCACAUUUUGGGAACAGCACCCGAGAUCAAGGAGGAGGACGAGAACGAUAAGACAGAGAAGACACCCGAGGUCAGCAAGCUGGACUCUCACCUGUCGAACCACGACGAGGAGAUCUUUGACGAUGGAGACUUCUACCAGCAGUUGUUGAGAGAGCUGAUCGAAUCCCGUAUGGUCGACAACGAUGAUCCUACAGCCAUGGGUAUGCGCUGGGCGGCUCUUCGUCAGACUAAGCAUACCAAGAAGCAGGUGGAUACCAAGGGAAGCAAGGGUCGUCGUCUUAGAUACCAUGUCCACGAGAAACUUCAGAGCUUUAUGGCACCUAUCCCAGCGGGUACCUGGCACGAGGAGAUGGUCGAGGAGCUGUUCUCGUCCUUGCUCGGCCGGAAAGGAGGCAACUUGGAUGAUGAUGAGGAGGACGAGAACGAGACCAAGGAGGAUGAAGAGCAAGAGGAUAUCCCUGAUGAUGGUCUCCGUAUCUUUGGUUAA
Messenger RNA from Linnemannia hyalina, 1683 nucleotides. NCBI's taxonomy places the organism in Eukaryota, Fungi, Mortierellomycota, Mortierellomycetes, Mortierellales, Mortierellaceae. The record is from the annotation of a GenBank genome assembly.